AUGACUGAAGUUGAACAACACAUUGGACCCUUUUCUUCACCACAAAUAUUACCAUCCUCAAUACCUUCUUCACCUGCUACUAUAAGUUUAGAUACUUUUCCUCUUAUUUGUGAAAAUCCACCUAUUAGAGCUUUAACAGCAGCUCAAUAUUAUCUUAUUCAUGAAACUUAUUAUUCAACUCCUUUACCAAAUCAUAUAUUAUUUCCUUGGUUACAUGGU
This is a messenger RNA of Dentiscutata erythropus, 219 nucleotides long. The record is from the annotation of a GenBank genome assembly. NCBI's taxonomy places the organism in Eukaryota, Fungi, Glomeromycota, Glomeromycetes, Diversisporales, Gigasporaceae.